AUGGCUCCAAGCACGAUCAGGAGAGCCCUUGGGGCAGUGAAGGAUCAAACCAGCAUUGGGCUUGCAAAAGUGGGUAACAGCGCCUCAAUCUCAGACCUUGAUGUGGCCAUUGUUAACGCAACCAGACACGAAGAAUACCCAGCUGAAGAAAAAUACAUUAGAGAAAUCCUAAGCUUAAUCUCCUACUCCCGAGCCUACAUUAGCGCCUGUGUCAACACCCUCUCCAGACGCCUAAACAAGACCAAGAACUGGACGGUGGCCUUAAAGACGCUCAUACUCAUCCAGCGCCUGCUUUCUGAAGGUGAUCCAACAUACGAGCAGGAGAUUUUCUUUUCAACACGGCGUGGGACUCGGAUGCUCAACAUGUCCGAUUUCCGUGAUGCUUCGCGAUCGAAUUCAUGGGAUUAUUCCGCGUUCGUGAGAACAUACGCACUGUAUCUGGACGAGAGGCUGGAGUUUAGGAUGCAAGGUAGGCGGAAACGGAGCGUGUAUGGGAUGGAUGAAGAAGAGGAGGAAGCUACUGCAAGAUCAACGCCAAUCCGUGAUAUGAAGACUGAACAUAUUUUUUCAAGGGUGCAGCAUUUGCAGCAGCUUCUUGAACGCUUUUUAGCUUGUCGACCAACAGGUUGUGCGAAGAACAAUAGGGUGGUGAUUGUGGCUCUAUACCCAAUUGUGAAGGAAAGUUUCAACAUAUACUACGACAUUACAGAAAUACUUGGCAUCUUAAUAGAUCGUUUCAUGGAGCUUGAGAUCCCGGACUCCGUCAAGGUUUACGAAAUCUUCUGCCGCGUCUCUAAGCAGUUCGAUGAACUUGACAUUUUCUACGGCUGGUGCAAGACCAUGGGCAUAGCCCGCUCCUCCGAGUACCCUGAAGUCGAGAAGAUAACCCAGAAGAAGAUCGACCUCAUGGACGAGUUUAUUCGAGACAAGUCUGCUUUAGCCCAAAGCAAGAGAAUAAAAAACCCAGCUGACCAGAAAAAGGAGAUAUCAACUGAAAAGCAAGAGGUUGAUGAAGACCAGGAAGUCAAAGAAGAUAUGAACGCCAUUAAAGCGCUACCGCCACCCGAGGGUUUUGAAGCUCCAGAGGAAUUAAAACCAGAGCCCGUCAGAGAACCCAACAAAGAUUUGAAACAAGAGGCUGAUUUGUUGAACUUGGGAGAAGAUGCAAUGACAUGCCAACAACAUGAAGACAACUUGGCUUUGGCUUUAUUCGACGGCGGUGUACCACCAGCAACAGUCUCUGCAACAACAACUUCAGCUUGGGAAGCCUUCAACGACGAUGGAGCAGAUUGGGAGACCGCACUGGUUGAAUCCGCCAGUCAUUUAUCCAACCAGAAAAACUCACUUCCGGGCGGUUUCGACAUGUUAAUGCUCGACGGAAUGUACCAACAAGGCAUUAUGUCUAAUGCAAUGAUCGCGGCUACUGGUUCGGGAGCAAGCGGGAGUAAAAGCAGUAUGGUAAUGGUACGGCCUUCGAUGCUAGCAUUGCCGGCGCCGCCGACGUCAAGCGGACAUAAGGGAGGAGGAAUAAACUCGGACCCAUUUGCGGCGUCGUUGGCGGUGGCGCCGCCAUCCUAUGUGCAAAUGUCGGAUAUGGAUAAGAAGCAGAGGUUGCUGACGGAAGAACAAGUAAUGUGGCAACAGUAUGCGAGAGAUGGAAUGCAAGGACAAGUUGGGUUGAGCAAGAUACAACAACCACAGAAUUAUAAUAUGGGAAUGGGAGGUUAUGUGCCGCGCUAUUGA
Molecule: messenger RNA, 1743 nt
Organism: Carica papaya (papaya)
Lineage: Eukaryota; Viridiplantae; Streptophyta; Magnoliopsida; Brassicales; Caricaceae
Source: RefSeq, a predicted model, not a curated record